AUGUUGGAACCCUCAUACUCUGACACUGUGACCCUUGAACCCUAUCAACACCAGGUCGGAGGUCAUUCAGUAGUUCUCCAUUACGACAAAACAACAAUUUGUAAGCCUUUGAAUAAACGCGAGCAACAUUUUUACGUAACGCUGCCUGAGGAUUUGAAACAAUUUACGGCCGAAUAUAGAGGUGUGAUAGAUGUCAAACUAGCAGAGAAUGACCACGGUUUAUUAUCAUUCCUGGGAUUCCGACGAAAUAUUAAAAAUGAAAGUUUAUUAGACCCUCUGAGUGGUUCCUCAUCACCGGCUUCCAGUGGGAGUGAGAACGAACUCUCUUCUGAUACCUCCCCUCAAAAAUACAGCAAACAGAAACAAAGAACCAAGAUAAGUUUUAAGCAUAGGGGUAGUUUAGAGAUUAGUUGUCAUGCCGACCAAGGAUUUGAAUCAGCAGAAACUGGUAAAUUAUGUAGUCACAGUGCCUGGGGACUUCGUUGCCAUAAAAUGUUGGUUUCAAAAUGGCGGAAACAAGGACAGACCAUUUCUAAAUUUAUCCUGUUAGAGAAUGUAGCUAGUCAUUUUAAACAACCCUGUGUGUUAGAUUUAAAGAUGGGCACAAGACAACAUGGUGAUGAUGCUUCAGAGAAGAAACAGAGGGAACAUACAGCUAAAUGUUUAUCAUCAACAUCCAGUAAACUAGGUGUUAGAGUGUGUGGCAUGCAGGUUUAUCAAGUAGAUACAGAAACCUAUAUCAGUCAAGAUAAGUAUUUUGGACGAUCUCUCGAUGUUGACGGAUUCCACGACUCUAUACAACAAUUCCUUCAUAAUGGACAUCGUGUGCGAUUAGAUCUUAUACAAGAUAUUAUAGCAAAAUUAACCAAACUUAAAAAGGUGUUAAAAGACCAGGAUUCGUUCCGAUUUUAUUCAUGUUCGUUAUUAAUAAUGUAUGAUGGGAUUGAAUCAGGAACGAAAAUUUUCAACAAUAACUCAGGAACUUAUUUCAAUUCGGCACAAAAUCACAAGCAGUCUCAAUCAUCCAAUGGUUCUGUUGUUGUAAAAAUAAUAGAUUUUGCUCACACGACACAUCGUGGCUUUAAAGAUGAUGAGAAACAUUACGAAGGACCUGAUAAAGGGUUUAUAUUGGGAUUAGGAAACCUUAUUAAAGCCUUUCACUCAGUGGAGGAGAAAUGUUUAAGAUGA
Lottia gigantea (owl limpet) is the source of this 1188-nucleotide messenger RNA. RefSeq lists its product as hypothetical. Gene Ontology annotation, molecular function: inositol hexakisphosphate kinase activity. The coding region runs from base 1 to 1188 and encodes 395 amino acids. Gene Ontology annotation, biological process: inositol phosphate biosynthetic process; phosphatidylinositol phosphate biosynthetic process. Gene Ontology annotation, cellular component: nucleus; cytoplasm. The transcript is spliced from 6 exons. The record is from RefSeq and is a predicted model, not a curated record. NCBI's taxonomy places the organism in Eukaryota, Metazoa, Mollusca, Gastropoda, Lottiidae.